AUGGCCAAAUCGAAUGGAAUUUUUUUUCAGGAAUUACAAGAUCUCGGACGCGAUCCACCGGCACAAUGCUCAGCAGGUCCCGUAGGAGAUGAUCUGUUUCAUUGGCAAGCGACAAUCAUGGGUCCUCCCGAAUCACCAUAUCAAGGAGGAGUCUUUUUCCUGACUAUUCACUUCCCUACAGAUUAUCCAUUCAAACCUCCAAAGGUCGCGUUCACUACUAGAAUCUAUCAUCCGAAUAUAAAUUCCAAUGGCAGUAUUUGUUUGGAUAUCCUCAGAUCGCAAUGGUCUCCAGCGUUGACAAUAUCAAAAGUUCUGUUGUCAAUCUGCUCACUCCUGUGUGAUCCAAAUCCCGAUGAUCCCUUGGUGCCCGAAAUUGCUCGAAUCUAUAAAACAGAUCGCGACCGGUACAAUCAGUUGGCACGUGAAUGGACUCAGAAGUACGCGAUGUGA
Messenger RNA from Cooperia oncophora, 450 nucleotides. NCBI's taxonomy places the organism in Eukaryota, Metazoa, Nematoda, Chromadorea, Rhabditida, Trichostrongylidae. The record is from the annotation of a GenBank genome assembly.